GUGGAGCUCAGAUUGAUCAGAUUCACCUCAGCCGCUCCAUCAUGGACCAGACACAAACAUCCACAGAUGAAGAUUUUUCCUCAGGAUACAGGUUGAGUUCUUGUAAUAUCACAGAUGAAGGUUGUGAUGCUCUGACUUCAGCUCUGACAUCAAACCCAUCACACCUGACUGAAAUUAUUCUGACUGAGAACAAAAUAGGAGAUUCAGGAGUGAAGCUGAUCUCUGAUGUACUGAAGAAUCCUGACUGUAAACUGAAGAUACUGAAGUUGAGUUAUUGUAAUAUCACAGAUGAAGGUUGUGAUGCUCUGACUUCUGCUCUGACAUCAAACCCAUCACACCUGACUGAACUGAAUCUGACUGGGAACAAAAUCGGAGAUUCAGGAGUGAAGAUGAUCUCUGAUGUACUGAAGAAUCCUGACUGUAAACUGAAGAUACUGAAGUUGAAGUACUGUAAUAUCACAGAUGAAGGUUGUGUUGCUCUGUCUUCCGCUCUGACAUCAAACCCAUCACACCUGAGAGAACUAAAUUUGUCUGUGAAUAAAUUUGGAGAUUCAGGAGUGAAGCUGAUCUCUGAUGUAUUGAAGAAUCCUGACUGUAAACUGGAGAUAUUGGACAUGAGAAUGUGUGAAAUCACAGCUGAAGGUUGUGUUGCUCUGUCUUUAGCUCUGACAUCAAACCCAUCACACCUGAGAGAUCUGAAUCUGUCUAUGAAUGAAUUUGGAGAUUCAGGAGUGAAGCUGAUCUCUGAUGUACUGAAGAAUCCUGACUGUAAACUAAAGAAACUAAAGUUGUGUGUUUGUAAAAUCACAGCUGAAGGUUGUGUUGCUCUGUCUUCAGCUCUGAGAUCAAACCCAUCACACCUGAGACAUCUGAAUUUGUCGUUUAAUUAUGUAACGGAUUCAGGAGUGAAGCUGAUCUCUGAUGUACUGAAAAAUCCUGACUGUAAACUGGAGAUACUCAACUUGUGUGAAUGUAAUGUCACAACAGAUGGUUGUGCAGCUCUGUCUUCAUCUCUGACAUCAAACCCAUCACACCUGAGAGAUCUGAAACUGAACUGGAAUUAUAUUGGGGAUUCAGAAUUAAAGCUGAUCUCUGAUGUACUGAAGAAUCCUGAAUGUCAACUGGAGAUACUGGAGUAAGAUCAUCUCUCUGACAGUCACACAAUGCACUGGUUCUUAGUACAACAUAAAAAAUAAUCACACAACAGGGUUUAUAUAAAGUCAGGGAGAGAUUAUGAUAAGCAAGUAGAUUCACUGUGUCAGAAAUUUAGAGAGAAGAGGUACAAUGAAGACAGAAUUAUACAUUUCAGGGCUCAAGGGUGCGACCUAAUUUCUCAAUGGCGCGACUUA
Molecule: messenger RNA, 1349 nt
Organism: Misgurnus anguillicaudatus (oriental weatherfish)
Lineage: Eukaryota; Metazoa; Chordata; Actinopteri; Cypriniformes; Cobitidae
Source: RefSeq, a predicted model, not a curated record